CAUCUUGAGAAGGAUGACUGGGAAAACUCAAACCAGCAAUAUAACAAACAAGACAGAUCCUCGCUCACUGAAUUCCAGAGUGUUCAUUGGUAACCUCAACACUGCUGUGGUUAAGAAAACUGACAUUGAGCUCAUUUUUGCCAAGUAUGGGAAGAUCACCGGCUGCUCUAUGCACAUGGGCUUUGCUUUCGUCCAGUAUGCCUGCGAGAGGAACGCUUGAUCGGCUGUGGCUGGUGAGAACACCAGGGUCCUGGCUGGACAGACCUUAGACAUUAACAUGGCUGGAGAACCACGUCCUUACAGGCCAAAAGUGGGAUCCAAGCGGCAUUUCUCCUUAUACAGUGGAUAUGAAUUUGAUUAUGAUUUCUACAGGGACGAUUUCUAUACCAGAAUUUUUGACAUUCAUGGAAGAUUAGCACCCUCCCCUCGGGCCGUGAUACCUAUCAAGCAUUCCCGUUUGGUUGCACUCUCAACACGCAGGACAAAAAACUCAUUCCAUCCAAAGAUGUCCACUUGCUCUUCUUAUCUAAGGACGCUGUCUUCAGGUUCCUUAUGCUCUAUGGUGAAAUCCGAUCAGCUCCUGACAAUCAAAAAAGAACUGUUCCAGAUAAAGAUUAAGAUUGACUCCUUACUGGGAAGGCUAGAGAAGAUUGAACAGAAGCAGAUAGCAGAAGCAGCCAUCAAAAAAGCACAAGUGGUCAUGAGAAAGCCACAUGAUGAAUCAAAACUCAUCACAAGUAGCUAUUCCACGAAUGAGACACCCGCAGGAAGCAUGAGAAGGCCUAUCAGUCUCUCUAUAGUGAGACAGAAGAGGAUGUGGAUCAGGAACAUCAGGAAGCGGGGUCUUGGGAAGUGACUGAUGAAGGUGACCGGGCUAACAGUGAACUGAUAGAAAACCACAUAUCUGAUGUAGACAACUGAGCAAGAUUUUUGUGAGAUGAUGUCACUAUCUGAGAUUUGAGACUCCCUGCUGUCCAUGACUGGGACCAGCACAGCUAUCAAGUUUACUAUUUUUGGAAGAUAUCCAGAUCGAAUUGUUCAACCUUUCAUGUAUAUUUAUUUAUUUAUAUGCAUUUUUCAUGUUCAACUGGUCAUGCAUGCACCUACAUGAGUAUGUAUAGUCAGACAAAAUGAAAGGAUGAAAAAUGUAACUUAAUAUGUAUAAUAAUUAAUGUAUUUUAUCGAGCAAAUGUGAUCAAUUUCAGUGUCAACUGUCAUAAAGGUUUGCAAAUAAAUAAAUACAAAAUUUA
Molecule: messenger RNA, 1250 nt
Organism: Carassius carassius (crucian carp)
Lineage: Eukaryota; Metazoa; Chordata; Actinopteri; Cypriniformes; Cyprinidae
Gene: ralyla
Product: RALY RNA binding protein like
Exons: 10
Cellular component (GO): nucleus
Molecular function (GO): RNA binding
Source: RefSeq, a predicted model, not a curated record